Molecule: messenger RNA, 6045 nt
Organism: Ooceraea biroi (clonal raider ant)
Lineage: Eukaryota; Metazoa; Arthropoda; Insecta; Hymenoptera; Formicidae
Product: non-canonical poly(A) RNA polymerase PAPD5
Biological process (GO): RNA 3'-end processing; polyadenylation-dependent ncRNA catabolic process
Cellular component (GO): nucleolus; TRAMP complex
Molecular function (GO): mRNA binding; poly(A) RNA polymerase activity
Source: RefSeq, a predicted model, not a curated record
CUUUACAUCAUCAAAAUAAUAAGCAUUAUAUUCUAAACACAUUUAGGACGUCAACUAAUCGCAACUUUCAUGGUCGAUUCUCGGAAAACGAAUCCGAUUGGCUGACACAAAGGUCCUCUCUAGUAUCAGUGGAAAAUAUAUAUGUAUAUACAUAUGACGUCACAUCAUCACUAACUGCUCCAAAUUUGAACGAUAAAGAUAUAUGUUGAAAUGCAAUGCAAUGAAUAAAAUAGUACCUCGCGAAGAAUAAGCUUUCAAAAAAGUAUCGAAAAUCUGUGCGUGUUGUAAUAUUUAAAUAAACAUUUAAAUAAAGACUCUGAAUAACAGAAAAUUAUAAAAUGACUGUCUUUUCAAGAAUAUUUUUCUCAGGGGUUGCAGCAGACUGCAAGCAGCGAAAAUACCGCAUACUUUAAUCUCAAUGGCAUUAGAUACCAACAUAAUUGCGCUAUAUAUCGUUUAUGUAAAAAGAAUUAUAAUUUACAAUCGUAAAAAAGAAUUUCCACAAUAUGUGUAUGCACAUAUUCGCUCUCUUUUACUUCGAGAGGAGGGUGAAAGAGGAAUCUGUCUUUCCAUCGAUCCCUAGAACUCGCGCGAAAGAUCCGAAAUGGGCACGUUUCCACGAAGAGCAGCGGGUGGCUGUCGCUCUCGCGGAAAGCCGUGCCCGUGCGCAGAAUCUCCCUCGCGAUCCCUCUCGCGAGAAUCGCCCCUUAAUCGGCGCCCUAAUCGGCAAUCGUCGGCGAAUCUCGGGUUCGGCGCUCGGCUCGUCGUGCUCGUCCGGCCGUGCGCGUACGACUCUCGCUCGACUCCGUAGCGUCCUCAGCAGGUUACGAACGAUUGACUGAUCGACGGAUUGAAUAUACGUUUACGCCGCAACGCGACGAGUGUCGAGGGCUCGUCGAGUGUCGUCGAGACGGUGGCCGGAUAACGCGGGACGCGCGCGACGGUGACACGCGACGUGGUGCAUGUGUGUGCGUGCGCCCGCCCGCCCGCCCGCUAGCUCGCUCGUCCGUUCGUUCGCUCGCUCGUCCGCCCAUACGCAUACACGCAGGCCACGCACGCACGGCGUCAAGACGCGUGAUCACACGCACGACACACGUCUACACGUCGACGCCACACCACGCACAUCCGCGUACACCUCCGACACAUCGUUACAUACACACGCAUACACACGGAGGAGACCCGCACGGAUCCCCCCGUUCCACGGCGCCAAUUUAAUGGAUCCGACCAUCGGUUGGUACCAACCGGAGCAGUUCGGCCCCGCCAAGGACCUGUGGUUGCACAUCUGGGAGGCGGAGAAGGGCCUCGACGUACUGACCCUGCGUAACGACGCGAUCGCGAGCAACGCGAUGGGCGUGCGACUGCAGCAGGACUUUCUCGCGCUGGACACGAGCCCGGCGGCGGCUGCGACCGCGGCCGGCACCGCGGCAUCGUCCAACGUCAUCGCCGGCGGCGGCACUGUCACAACCACCGCGACCACGACCACGGCCAGCUCCACCGGCGUCAUCGGCGCCGGCACCGGCAUCGGUACGGGUUUCGGUGGUGCCAGCAACAAUAACGGCAACGGCAGCAGUAACAACAACAAUAAUGGUAGCGGUAAUGCUAACAACGGUAACAACGGCCGCGCCGCCACUGCCGUUCACGGCAAUGCCGCCGGCAACAACAACGGCGAGCACCGUGUGCCCCACAACGCCUGCAACAGUUAUUACAAUCCGUCGCGCAGGAAAAGCGACAAUCGUGCGAGCACCUACGGCAUGAAUUACAAUUACGACGCCCUCGUGGGCGAGUACGGUGGCUGCCCUUGGCGCGUGUCGAGCAAGCACUAUUCCAAGGGUGUUAUCGGGUUACAUGAGGAGAUAGAAGAUUUUUUUGCAUAUAUGUGCCCAUCACACGAAGAACAUGUUUUAAGAAUGAGGGUUGUAAAGAGAAUAGAACAAGUAAUUUAUGAUCUCUGGCCAGACUCUAAAGUCGAAGUGUUUGGCAGUUUUCGCACUGGUUUAUAUUUGCCUACGAGUGACAUAGACUUGGUAGUAAUAGGAAUGUGGACAAAUCUUCCAUUACGUACUUUGGAGCGUGCUUUACUAGAUCAAAAUAUCGCUGAACCGUCUUCUAUUAAAGUCUUAGACAAGGCCAGUGUGCCGAUUGUCAAAUUGACCGAUAAGGAAAGCGAGAUCAAGGUGGACAUUAGUUUCAACAUGAACAACGGUGUGAAGUCCGCAGAGUUGAUAAAUUCGUUCAAAAGGCGAUAUCCAGUUCUCGAGAAGCUAGUCAUGGUGUUGAAGCAAUUUCUCUUGCAGAGAGACCUUAACGAAGUGUUCACCGGUGGUAUAUCCUCAUAUAGUUUAAUACUCAUGACCAUCAGUUUUUUACAACUACACCCGAGACAGAAUACCUAUUCAUCGAACACCAAUUUGGGAGUACUGUUAAUUGAAUUUUUCGAGUUGUAUGGCAGAAAAUUCAACUACGUUAAGACUGGUAUUCGUGUGAAGGAUGGCGGUACUUACAUAUCCAAAGAGGAGGUUCAACGAGACAUGAUAGACGGUCACCGGCCGUCCUUAUUGUGCAUAGAAGACCCGCUCACACCUGGAAAUGAUAUCGGCCGCAGUAGUUAUGGCGCUUUAUACGUAAAGGAUGCAUUUGAUUGGGGCUAUUUCGUUCUCUCUCAAGCGGUCAGUCCCUUAAACAUCCUAAUCAAUGACGCGAGUAAAGUCAGCAUAUUGGGCAGAAUAAUCCGCGUGACUGACGAGGUGAUAGAAUACCGUAAGUGGAUUAAGGAAACAUUCCUGCUACCUGUGAGCGAAGCGGACUCUUUAUCGAGUUCAACCGGUUCCGAUGCGUCUACCCUUUCAGCCCCCGCCAGUGACACGGUAAAUAUUGACUCCGAGUGCAGUCGGGGGAAUUCUCCGAACACUGGCGGGAAGAACGAGAAUGAAAAGAACAAAGACAGGCUUUUCUAUAACAGUCAGCAAAUGCACCAUUAUUCAGGAAAGAAAGCGUUCAAAGCAACCGUUCACGUGAACCACCAGCAGACCUUCAAAGGCAGUUACCAUCGAAUCAACAACAACAUAACCAGUCAGAACAAAGCCAAGCACGCACUCCACAGUAAUGGAAGCAAUAAUAACAACAAUAAUAACAAUACUAGUCACAGUCCGAGCUCUCGGCCGAACAUGGUGAAGAGGAAGAAGCAGUGCACGAUGCAGCGCGGGACCGGGGACUGUGUACGGUGAUGAAACAUGCACGUUAAUGUCGGACAUUACUUCCGUCACUUAAGUUGUAGCGAGCUCAAUAUCAUAACCGUGUGAUAGAAGAAAGACAGCGAUCGGUCACGUAACAAUCAUCCUACGCAACUUCUCUCCUCGUGUCUUCUCGUCUCCUUUUUUUUCCUCCUGUUUUCUCAUUUUCAACUCGAUGUACAGAAGGACACAACGCGUCUACGGUUCUAACAAGACUUACAGUACAGGAAGUUCUAUUCUGAUUCUUGUGCAAACAAGGAUCGCCCGGAGAAGUAGCUAUAUAUAUAUAUAUAUAUAUAUAUAUAGCUGUGUGUGUGUGUGUAUAUAUAUACAUGUAAUCGCGUAUGCAUACCCCCAUUUCUUUCCCCAGUUUACCAGGAUUCCACAUUCUCCUCUCUGUACGCGACAGAUCACGUACCAAAGACGUACAGAGUCCUUAAUCGCGAAUCGAUCGGAAUAAGAUCCUUUUACACUUUACUCGUAUAUUGCACACUGGCUGUAAACAGUACCCGUGAAGACAAGCGUAAUAUAUAACGUUUCAUUGAUUAUAUCGGAGAUCAGAAAGUUAUUGUUGCCAUCGUUAAAUAGUAAUUACGUUCGUAGCCGUAACGAUUAACAUAUUGUAAUACAUUUAUAUAAUACACAAACACUUGUACACACACACACACACACAUCACACAUACACGUCACACGAAUGUGCGAGUCUGAGUUGUGGUACAUUUUUCUCGGGAACUCCAAACACGUAAAACUGUAAACGCUGAUAGUAACAACAAAAACUUAGUUUUCUAUGCGAAACUAUAUUCUUAUAACAAGGGUGUGACAGCGAAUCUGGUGAUAUUGGGACUUAUUUAAUGUACAUAUUGUAAUAUACAUCAUCAAACAUAGAGAAGUAAGUCCAACAGUUACCUACUAAACUUUCUUUUUUAAUUUAUAAAUAUCUAAACUAAGAGAGUGUUUGUUACAGUGAUUUUAUCGUAUAAAAAUUCACGGAUGAAGCCAUAUCUAUUUAAGAGUGUUAUUUUUCUGUUAUUUUUUUUCUCUCUAUGAAACGUGUGUAAACUCAGUAUCAUUGUCGAAAGAUUUUGAUAUGUUUUUCAGAUUUUAAUAAAAUUGCAGGUUCUCACAUGCUGGUAGAAUACGGUGGUAAAAAAAGAGAAAAUUUUUAAUAAAAAUAUUUUUAAAAACUAGCUUAUACAUAAUAUAUACUAUCGACAGAGACAGAGCGAUGACAACGCUUCGCAGUCUAUUUCGUAGCAACAAUAUUUUCUUGCAUAUUAGCUCUAUCUUCUGCUGUGUUUUGUACAGAAACGUUAAUUUCUUAAUGUUAGUUCAUAAUUCUUAGUAUCCUCUGAACAAUGAUGUAUUAUUUUUAUAUCAGAUAUUAAUACAUAUUUGUAUUAUACAAAGGGAAAAAAAAACGAAGAAUCUGAUAUUUAUGAAUUUUACAUUGCAUUUGAUGAAACUUAUAUAUGUAUGACAAUACGCAAAAAGGCCUUGACAUUACUUAAAAGCUCCGUAUGUUACGUUCAUCAAUCAUAGUAGAUGUGGUAGUUCAUUAUCGAAUAUAUUACAUUCCGUUGACGUAAUAACUGAAUGAGACAGAACAGAAUGUUUACCGCAAUAAAUCUCUAGUGUUGGAUCAAAAUUCUUUACAGAUGCAGCCGCAUUUUUGUGUUCAAUGAUAUGUAACGAGCGAUGCAAAGAUAAUCUCUGUAAACAGCUUAAUUUAACCGUGUGUAUCGAGGAUAUUUAGCUUUCAAAGUCUUUUUAAAUUAUGUAAUAUAUCCAGUAUUCCGUGUAUCAUUUAAUUUAAACCUCUUUCGUAUAUGAUAUUGUAAGCUGUGAUUGAAUUUAAUAAUUAAAUUGUCAAUUGCUUAAAGAUAUUUAUAAAUAUAUAUAUAUAAAUAUAUAAUUUAAAUGUUACUGUAAAGCAUUAUAAAGCCAUACUACAUUUUUAAAACUAUUGUAAACUAUUAUUAUUAUCAUCAUCGCUUAGUGAUCCUCACAACACAGCAAAUUACGUGUUUUUUAUAAAUAUCAGAAUUUCGUAAUUAUUGAGAGUUUGAUAAUGAAACUUCGUAAUCAGUCAUAUUUAUCGAAUUUCCCCAACGACUAUUGGAACUUCUGUAAAAAAGAGAAAAAAUUGAAAAAAAAAGAUUAAUAAAUAUGAAUGAUGCCCAGAUGUCUGAUCCUCAUUAUUUCUUGUCGUUUGUAUAUUUUUAAGAACGGCGAUUUUACCUCACAGCUAUUGUUUAAGGCCAAAUAGUCAGUUUGUAAAACUUCUCGAUAUAGCAAUAUAAUACUCUCUGUAUUUUCCAAAAACUUUUGAUAUAGUCAUGUAUUUAUAUUUGUGUGAAUAUAUUUUUAAAUAAGCAAUAAUGUAACGACGUAACGCGAUCAGUAAUGCAGUUUUACCUCUGUAGAAUCGUCUGACUCGUCUCACAGCCGUUACAUUGAAAUUGUAAAAAAACCAUAUUUAAUUAGCGUAUACGCAUCACUGAAAGCUGGUAAUCUCCCGCGAUUACGCACUUUCGAAAGCGAUGUAAGCGAUGAUGUUGCCUGUACCUCGGUAACGUCUCCUUUUUUCCUAAGAAAAAAGCUUUGCGCGCGAGGAGGAAGGGAAGUGAGAUAACAGGCGAGACAAUUGUGCGAUCGAGUUAAGCUGAAUGACUUAGAAAGAAGUUGUCGGACCGGCAGCAAGACCUGUACUUAUAAUUACGUACGUCUAAGUUUGUAUACAUAUAAAUUAAUCUUUGAAGCGUGUGACAAAUAUGUACAGAAGUGAAAUAAAAAUCUUACUUACCUUUUUCUUCAA